CUUUUCCUUCGGCUGCCUGACCGGCCAACCCGAAAAAGAUGUUUCGAAUUGGACUCAAAUUUUCGUGCAACGGUCUUAAUGGGGUAAAAAAACACGCCUGCUCUAGGUUAUAUCUAACUGCCAGGUACUACGAAACGCGUACUCGUGUCAAAUGUGAACCGGAGGGAAGGUUUUGCAAAGAUGUCAGACUUACGUCCAGACUUUCUGGACAUAAGUACUCAACCGAUUCCAAAAGAAGUGAGAAGAGCAAAAGUUCCGGUACGUUGGUUACUUUAGGAGCCUUAACUAUCGGGACCAUAGGUGUUUUGGCUUUUGCGAAGAGUAAUCCAGAGUUUCGAGCAACAUUAGAAGGAUGGAUACCAGGAACGGACAAAACAAUACGGAUCAUCUUUCAAGAGGACUCCAAUUACUUGGAAUUAAUCCUCACACGUUUAGAUGCUCUGAAGCAGAAAAUAUCAAACAUAACUUCCGUUUUCUACAAAGGCUCAUCGGAAAAAGAAGAACCAGCACCAAAACCAGCUUUUGUAGAACUGGUAAACAAAAAGGAACCACCUGCUAAAGAACCUUUUGCCGAAAUUCGCGUAAGCAAAGAAACUAAAGAAAAACAGGAACAUAUUCAAGGCGUUACCGAAAAGCCAACACCGCCAUCUAAAGAAGUUCCAAAAGAAUUGAUGCCAGAAAGUCUUGUCGAGUUGGAAAAAUCUUGUGGUCAAACAGCAGCGAAAGCUAUUGCUGCUUAUAAUACAGCAAUAUGUGCAUUAAAGGAUUAUAAUAAUGAUGUAAUUAAAGUUGUAGAAAGUAUUGACUCGUCCGCACCUGCCAGUAUUUGGAACAGAUUAAAAGAAGCUACAGAAAAAAGAACGCAAGCGUUGCACGAGGCAGAGGAACAUGCUACCAAAGUUUUGGAUUCGCUCAAAAAAAUGUAUUAUUCGAUAGAUGAUCCAAAACUCGAUGCACCGGCUCAUGUUAAAACUGCAGCUAGAAGAAAUGUUAAACAAUUGUUGGAUGAUCUCGACGAUGUCAAAAAGAAAUUUGAAAAUGAAUUGGAACAAGGAAACAUUACCGAACGUUAUUGGAAACAAGUUAGAGCAGCUCGAGAGAAAUUCAGCGAGGAAUUAUAUAUUUUAUUUCCUAGUAUAAAUCUUGACGAAAAGAAACUUUCUGUCAAGGAAGAACAGUUUGAUCUUUUCGUUUUACACAUGUACAAUACAAUGCUUUAUCUUCAAAAAGAACUAGAAAAACUACAGACAAUUCAUACUGCCAGAGUAAAAGCCGCCCUAAGAGCAUCGAAGGAAGAUUUCACGGAUGAAAAAAUCAAUGAAUUAGUGACCCUAGAAAUAGAAAAAGAAAAACGUGAUCUCGAAGAAAAAUUCAAUAAAAAGUUACUAAUGGAACAACAAAAGUUCGACGAGGAGUUAAGAAGACAAUUGAAGUUACAUUCGCAGAUUCAUGUAGAUCAUUUGAGAGAGGCACUUUCGGUUAAAGAAAAAGAAAUGAUCAGAGCAAUGGAACGUGCUUUGAGCGAACAGUCCGAAGAAGAAGCGAUGAAGUAUAAGGCUCAGCAAGCACCGAUCGUUGGCAGGUUACGUGGUUUGGAAACUGCCCUUAAAGCACGCAUUGAGGAAGAAAAAGGUGCGUCUAACGCUCAACUUUUGUGGUCAGCUUGCAUGGCAUUAGCCAGAGCAGUGAAGAUCACGUCUAAAGGUUCAUCGUCAAAUGAAUCAACUAUAAGGCCUCUGGAACCGGAAAUUAAGGCCAUCGCCAAGGCAGCGUCGAAGGAAGAUCCAUUGGUUCGUGCUGCAAUCGCAGGUAUUCCCGAGGAAGCUGCAAAGAGAGGUGUUUAUCCGGAAGAUACUCUUCGUAAGAAGUUCCUCGAUAUUGAGAAACAAGCUAGAAGAUUAGCCUUGGUACCGGAAGAAGGUGCAGCAUUACCAAUUCACCUACUCAGUUAUCUUCAAAGUGCUUUGAUCAUCAACACAAGUAUUCCCAAAAAUGAAAUCGAAGAUGGUCUCAUUGACGUUGAUUCUCUCAACACUUACGACAUACUUCAACGUGCAAGGUAUUGGCUAGAUCGAGGAGACUUCAAGAUGACAUUACGUUAUAUGAAUUUAUUGAAAGGUGCACCAAGAUCCAUAGCAAGAGAAUGGAUGAAAGAAACGAGAAUUUUGUUGGAAACUCAACAGGCUAUCGACACUUUGAUGGCAUACGCCGGUGUUACUGGUCUUAUGUUUAUCGGUCCUGCUACUGCUGCUAACUCGUCCAAGCAAUCAACCGGACAAAAGUAAAUAUAACCGGAUAAAUGUCGGACAUGAUCGAGAAGGAAA
Polistes dominula (European paper wasp) is the source of this 2324-nucleotide messenger RNA. RefSeq names its product inner membrane mitochondrial protein mitofilin (gene Mitofilin). Gene Ontology annotation, cellular component: MICOS complex. NCBI's taxonomy places the organism in Eukaryota, Metazoa, Arthropoda, Insecta, Hymenoptera, Vespidae. Gene Ontology annotation, biological process: cristae formation. The record is from RefSeq and is a predicted model, not a curated record.